AUGUGGCUUGGCACUGCGCAGGUGUGGCGAGGUCUGGCCAUGAACUUACCUCCAUUCAUCCACAUUAGUGCUGACACCAUGACUGACAAAGAGACGUCUAUCUCCACUGAGGUGGAGGUUGAUACUUGGUCCGGUUUGACCGACCCGGCUGAGCGUCGGCGACGCCAGAAUCGCAUCAAUCAGAGGGCUUAUCGCAAGCGCAAGCGCAUUGAAUCGUCCCGAGACGUGCAUCCCAAAAGCUUAGUUCCGCAGCGCUCAACGUCUUCCACUGAAUCAGACUCAACGGGACUCGAACUCAAGCCGAAUAUCUGUGGCAGUCCCUCAGCAAUCCAAAGUCUAUUGGAUCGGUUUGCGAAAUCAGCGAUCGAGAGCUACGCGCGGGGAGACCCGACUGCCGAUCACCUUAUGACUUUGACCAAGGUGAACGUCUUUCGAGCGUUUGCCCAAAAUAUAAAAAUUGUCGGGUGGCCUGGAUUUUGGAUGCCCGACGACGCGAUUUCUAAGUUCAACACUGCUCUGCCACAUGAUACACGCACGUCGGAUGAGAUCAGUCGUAUUCCUCCCAACCUCCAGCCGACUCGAAUGCAGAAAGCCAGGCCCCAUCAUCCGUGGCUUGACUUCUUCCCGCUACCUAAAAUGCGCGAUAACCUCAUCGAGGCCGGUGAUGAUUGGGACGACGAGCAGCUUUGUCAUGAUAUCAUGGGAUUCUGGGGGGAAUCUGCGAUGGAUGCUGGGCUCUUGGUGUGGGGGGAGCCGUGGGAUGUGCGAAAUUGGGAGGUCACCGAGCCGUUUCUCAAGAAAUGGCAGUGGGUCGUUCGAGGGUGUCCGGAGUUAAUGAAUGCGACCAAUAGUUGGCGAGCGCGUCGUGGAGAAAAGCUCAUAUUCCGCUAUAUUUGA
This is a messenger RNA of Penicillium salamii, 897 nucleotides long. The record is from the annotation of a GenBank genome assembly. Lineage: Eukaryota; Fungi; Ascomycota; Eurotiomycetes; Eurotiales; Aspergillaceae.